GCAGCAGUUAUGAAGAUUCAUAUGCAGUUCAGCUGGUGAUGGAGGAUUUUCCCAGACAGACCAUCACUCUGACUCGUUAUGAUGGUUCAACGUAUUCAUGGAGCCCCAGCAGCUUCAUGAGCCAAAUCUCUGUCCAGUUUGUUUUCAAAGUGGAUCCUGCAGCUCCGUCCUGCACAGCAGGUGAAUAUCUGCCCAGGUUUCUGCCUCCAACUCCUGAACAUGGAGCUCAGUUCUUCAUAAACGUUAAUGAGAUGAUAGAAAUCAACAUCAGAGCAGAGGCGACUCAGUCUGAGAUCACUGAGCUCCUGUUCAGCGGACCGGUCAACAUGAUCAAGAAUUCAUCUGGUUCAGGAUAUUUCACCCUGAGAUGGAGGCCGUCUUUCAGUCAAAAUGAUGAUAAUGAAAGCCAUCCCAUCUGUUUUGUUGUCCAGGCAAAUGCCUCCAGUUCUAUCUACCAGUCUGAGCUUCGAUGUGUCAUUGUGAGGGUUGGAAACACACCUUUCAUAGCGACUCCAAGUCCUCCUCCUAAAACAUCUCGUCUUACGGUUCUGAAGCUGAAGAUCUCGACUACGCUGUCACUGAAAGACAAUAAAGAUAAACUCGAGAAAGCGAUUAAAGAUGAACUGAUCAGACGAGGGCUGCCUCCAGACAUAAAGGUCCGCCUGCUGAGCGACGGUUCAGUGAAGGUUAAUAACUAACCGCCCCCUAGUGGCUAACAAUGAGAAUGAAUCUGAUCCAUGCAGUAAAAUGUUUAUCUGGGUUUAUCUGUUUUUACUUCUUGUACCUUCUAUGUAGGGAUUAUGGUUGCUUUAGGUAGUCUGACUAAACUUACUAAUGAAAUUAAGCAAAAAUAGAGAGAAUUUCUAUUUCUGUGUGAAUUUAAAAAAUAUCAUGAUACUUUCAUAAAGGUAGGUUAUAAUUAUCUAUCAGUUAUUAAUAAUAAGACAAUGAACAGAAAAACAUGUAAAUAAAAUCAAUAUUUGGUUCCACCUGAACUUUUAAUGAGGGCAGGUGUUUACAUGUGAUUUGUAUGUAUGCAGCCAUUUUGCUUUGCAUGUUUUGUAUGUAGAGAGUCUAUAAGCUCAUGUGGGAAUUUAUUUGAUUGUCUUUAGAAACAGCUCUUUAAAUAAAUAAAUAUUUCAAAAUUAA
Xiphophorus maculatus (southern platyfish) is the source of this 1149-nucleotide messenger RNA. RefSeq lists its product as uncharacterized. The coding region runs from base 39 to 698 and encodes 219 amino acids. The record is from RefSeq and is a predicted model, not a curated record. The transcript is spliced from 8 exons. NCBI's taxonomy places the organism in Eukaryota, Metazoa, Chordata, Actinopteri, Cyprinodontiformes, Poeciliidae.